AUGGCGUCGCAGGCCGGCUGGGGUCCCUUUCUCCCCCGCUCCUCCUGCCUCAGCUGCUCCUUCGCCUCCUCGGGCUUAUCCGCGCUUGUUCCCGUAUCGCCUUACCUGGGAUCAGCCGAGCCAGUGGGCCGUGGCUUUGAAGUGGCGGUGCGGUGCCCGUGGACCCUCGCCGUCUGUGCGUCAAAUGCCAGCCGCAGCCCCGGCUCGCCACGAGGGCCUCUAAUGAAAAACAAGACAAAACAGGAGCCAUCAGGCCCUACUACCAGGCUCCGGGCUGCGCACUACCUCACUGACGGACACAGCAGGGAGCCCGGGAGGAGGGAACCGGGACGGGGCUGGACUGGCCGGGAGAACCCGCUCUGGCCCUCUGUGGACGGCCCCCUGCGGAGGGACCAGUGCAGAGACCCCUGCUCCACGUGCUCGGCCUGUGGGAAGGGGAGACGUGAGCCGCACACGGUCCCCAGAGAGGAAGUCCCUCCCCGUCAUCAGAUCCCGGCUACGGGCAAGCGCGUCUGUGGCUCCCGGCGGGCAGGCGUCUGGGCCGAGUUUCGCCGGGUGCGCGGGGGGCCGGAUGAUGCCCGUGUCAUGGAGCCGCUGCGACUGUUCCCUCUGCCCGUUCAGCCUGAGGUCCACCCGGCUGAGUCAUGGUCCCCAGCCGGUGUGGACAUCCCAACACUGACCGUCUCGCGGCUGACUCAUAUUGAUGCAGUACUCAGCACCAGCCAGAAAGCCGCCCACCCGCCCACCCUGCAGGGACGUCUCCUCACCCCGCUCGGACAGGCCCAGCCCGGGGUGGUGCCGGAUCCAGCCGCUGUGGUUCCGGCAGAAACAGGCCAGCGCCCAGCCCGCCCCAUUGACAGCCUGCGGCCGGCGCGGGGGCCUGGCUCCGCACUGCAGCACCCCGGACAAGCUGCCAUCUUCUCGGUCCUGGACCAUUUUUACUUUUCAGAGGGGGAGUCAGGAUCCAGUCUCCGCAGAGACGCAGCGGAGCUGGCUGAGAGCGCCUCAAAUACGGGGUCUGUGGAAAAUGACCCUCAGCUCAUGUGCCACUUUCUAAAGCGCUGCAUUUCCCUGAGAGAAGCUGAGUCUCCUGAAGCAAGGCCGGAUCACGAGCUACGCAGAGGGGGUUCAGAUCAGUUUGCUGGUGUCCUUUUCGGCGGUCUGGAUCUCCGGGGCCGGCUCGAGUGUCUUGGCAGCGUCCUGAGACGACGCGGCCCCGGCGGUGUGUCGGGAGACGCUGCCCGGCUCUGCUCCGCGGCAGGACCUCGGCGCAGAGGGGCUGCGGCAGGUGGGAAACCGUGCCAGGCGCUGGCUCCCACCCGGUGGAGGCUCAGUCUCAGGCACAAUGUGACGGCCAACAUCAGCAGAGGGCUGCAGGCUCGGAGGGGAGACCACGGGAGGCCGGGGUCCACGCCUCUGAGAGUCUCCAGACCCAGCAGGACGCGGCUCGCUUUGGAGCCGUGCUCCGGCCAGCUGGGACUGCACGUCCCUGGGCGCCUCUCCUCUGCGGGCAUCUCCCGCUGUCCUGGUCUCCAGGAGCCAGCGGCUCCCCGUCUGCCUCUCCCACUGGAGGUGCCGCUGUCGCCCUACCGACUAGCUCCUGAUGGCGUAGACCCAAGGCGGAACCGCCCUGGGACACUCUUUAUCGAGUCUGCGGCCUGGGUCCCUGCUCUCAGGAGAGUGUCGGUGCAAAAGAGACGCCGAGCCUGGACGCCUCUCAGGGGCCGAGCGCUGCUGGCCCCUGGGCCCCGGGCCCGCCUCUCCCCACUGCAGGGCUGGGCGCCUGGGGGGCCACUUGCACCCAAAUCCGAGCGCGGCAACCUCCUGAUGGAGGCGGGAGGGGUGCUGGGGUGGGGCAGGAUGUGGGCUGGGGAAACGCCCGCCAGGAGGUGGCCCCACCACCCAGGAAAUAGAGAUAUUGGGAAGCGGACUGUAGUUCUUUGUGUGACUUGUACAAGCAAACGACGCAGAAGCUGUGGGCCGUGCCUAUGCGGGCCCCUGAAGCGUGUCGCCGCUGAACCGAUCGCCGAGACACCAGGAGGCCUGCAGAGCGUGUCUGAGCCCCUGUCGCUGGCGUCAGCACCGCUGCGCGUGCUGGCGGUGCCCCUGCUUCCAGGCUGGUCGUGGCGUCCUUGUGGGUGGAACCGGGCUCACUGGAUCCAGCGCAGCAGGAGAAACACAGACGGCCACUCUGGGCGGGCGGUCUCCAUCUGGGUCCCUGCUCUGAGCCCGAGCUGCUCAGUCCCCACCAGAGAGAGGCCAAAGGCUGCCAGCCUGUCUGCGGUCCAGCUUUGGGCCUUCUGCCCACGGGUCAAACCUCCGGCCGCUCAGCACACCGUUCAGCCCACCCCCUCAUGA
Rangifer tarandus platyrhynchus (Svalbard reindeer) is the source of this 2358-nucleotide messenger RNA. The record is from the annotation of a GenBank genome assembly. Lineage: Eukaryota; Metazoa; Chordata; Mammalia; Artiodactyla; Cervidae.